Macrosiphum euphorbiae (potato aphid) is the source of this 978-nucleotide messenger RNA. The record is from the annotation of a GenBank genome assembly. NCBI's taxonomy places the organism in Eukaryota, Metazoa, Arthropoda, Insecta, Hemiptera, Aphididae.
AUGAUCAGAAUACCUAAACCUUUGAUCUAUGUCAGUGUCUUCGGUACGGUAUGUGGUGGUGCUUAUUUGAUCAAGGAGAUGAUGUCUGGAAAAGAUUACAAAAUCAAGACUUCAGCUGCUAACAAAGUGAUCAUAAUCACAGGUGCGAACACCGGCCUAGGAAAAGAAGCUGCCAGGUUGUUAGCCAUUAAAAACGCAACAGUUGUAAUGGCUUGUCGGGAUAUGGAAAAAUGUGAAAAGAGUCGAGUUGAGCUAGCACUUAUGUCUAGAAACAAACGGCUAUACUGUCGAAAAUGUGAUUUAUCAUCACAAGAAUCAGUCAGAGAAUUUGCUAACAAAUUCCAGAAAGAAUUUAAUAGAUUGGACGUUUUGAUCAACAAUGCUGGUGUUAUGAGGUGCAGUAAAUCCUCAACCAAAGAAGGAAUUGAAACUCAUUUGGGUGUCAAUCAUAUGGGCCAUUUCUUGUUAACCAAUUUACUUUUAGACUCUUUGAAAAAAAGCGCCCCCAGUCGAAUCGUCAACGUGACAACGCUGAAACACGGAAAUAGUAGAAUUAACAAAGUAGAUUUAAAUUCUGAUAAGUCGUACAGUGAAGAAGAGGCAUACGACCAAAGUAAACUUGCAAAUCUUAUGUUUACAUCUAAAUUAGCUGAAUUAUUAAAAGAUACUGGAGUCACAGUAAAUGCCGUCUAUCCUGGUAUCAGUACAACAGAUAUUUCAAGACAUUUACCGUUUUACAAUAGUGUUACUAGAUUUUUCAUAAAACCAAUUGCAUGGCUAUUUUUGAAAUCAGCAGCUAAAGGAUCGCAGACGUUGGUUCAUGCAGCUUUAGACCCGGAGCUUGAAGACAUUAGCGGACAAUUAAUCAGUAAUUUUAAAGUAAUACCAUUGCCGUACCGAGCACGCGAUCAAAAGACAGUUGAAUGGUUGUGGAAAGUUAGUGAAAAAUGGACUAAAGUCAAGGAAAAUGUAACCUGA